This is a messenger RNA of Drosophila elegans, 1586 nucleotides long. RefSeq lists its product as uncharacterized. The coding region runs from base 51 to 1586 and encodes 511 amino acids. The record is from RefSeq and is a predicted model, not a curated record. Lineage: Eukaryota; Metazoa; Arthropoda; Insecta; Diptera; Drosophilidae. The transcript has a single exon.
CACUUACAUGAAUAUCGAGAGCUCACACCCUGAAAACGAAUAAGUUUAAAAUGUGCUCAAGUCCGGAGAAUUUGCCGACCAAAGAGGGCUCCUCCGAGAACAUUAUCCAAACGGAAGGCCUGGGCAAUGACCUCAUAGACAACAUUUUGAAGGAGCACGCUGAGCGUGGUCUCCACCACGAGUCGGACUCGAUUGCAUCUUCAUGUUUGGGUCCCUCGUCAGGAAAAUGUAGGACUAAAGUGGACCGUCGACUGGAGUACUGGAAGAACAUGAUUGUUCAGCGGCGGGCAUUGCAAGAGAGGCUGCGGAACCAGGUGGGCAGGAUUCCAGAAAAGAUGAUCUUCAAUCGCCAGGGGAACGUUGUGAGGGUUUUUGGUGAGACUGUAGGUCUUCCAAGACAUUCUGCUGCUGAAUUGCUGGGGGGAAAAGAUCCAAAAGAGGAGGAUGACAACGAGGGUUUACCCAAAAUCUCUAGUCUAGAGGUGCUGGGCAGGAGGUACCAGGACUGUCAGAAGGCCCUUCUGACUGUUCCCUACCCAAAAGUCACUUAUAACGAUCGCUCCGUUGAACUCUUCAAGUCGAGUGGAGGAGACGAGGUCCAGCAAUCGCCGAUUGAACCAAGCGUCCGUAUCAACGGAGUCCAUUACUGGCCACGUGUUCCGGCAUUCUCGCCACUGGCGGAUAGAACCUUCACUUGCCAUCCCUUCCAGCGCCACUUGCGCAGCAUAGUUCGCAUCGAGAAUAGCGGAAGCCAAGAAGUACAGUUCAGUUGGAGACAGGUCAACUUCUUCUCGGGCAACGACACUCUGAUGGAAGCCUGUUCCGGAGAUUUUGUGUUUGAUGUGGGCCCCUUCAUGCUUUCUCCGGGCGAGUUCCGGGAUGUUACCGUUCUGUACCAGCCCCGCUUCGUGGCCAUCGUCAAGCAGCGCUGGCUGCUCUGCACCAGACCUCGGAUCUUCCUCUGCCGACCCUAUGGCUUCACGUUGAACCUAAACGGUCGCUGCACUCCGCCCAAGGAGUACCUGGACCGCCUGCAACUGGAGAGACUACCGCGAGUUCCUUGCUUGCCGCCAGUGCCACUGGAGCGGCAGGGCGAGAUCCUCUGUCCAUAUGCCCGGGAGCUGGAGGAGCGAGAGGCCUUCAACCGGCGCAACAGAAGCUUCCAGUGCCGCACACACGAGGACUUGGAGCGCCUGAAGGAGUUUUGCGAGCGGGUGAGUCUUUCGCCUUCGUAUUCCCGCCCCUGGGACUACAGUGUGCACUCGCUCAUUCAUCGGGUGUGUCAUGGUCAGGACACCCGGCAGCGCAUUGAGCACCUGUCCGAACUAACCCGCCUGCUCGACGGCUUGCGAGGAGCACCUGAUCCACCACUCGGCAGGGUGGACUUACCUGAAAGGUUGAGGGAACGCCACCGCACAAAGAUGAUUUAUGUGCGGGGAAUAAUCGCCAGUUGCUUGGAGGAAUGGCACGAGAGGAUUGCCAAGGACUUAACUGUCAAGGACUCAAUCUACUUCCAGUUGUACGGACUGUUGUGCAAUGCGGCAGAGGACAUUGUGUCGGUGAUCGAGAGCACGGCUCAGAUUUAG